CACCGCGCACCAUGGCGCCCCACCGUUACUCCCCGAGCCGCUCAGCCGCCAUACAGAGCGAGACAGCCGCUAGAGCUGCCCCGUACGGUUCCCAUUACGGAGAACCACACAGGUUUGAUCCUUCCUUCAGAGGUCCAGUCCGCAGAAGAAGCUGCACUGAUAUUGUAUGUUGUUUGAUUUUCAUCAUUGUCGUCCUCUCAUAUAUGGCCCUGGGGAUAGUGGCCUGGUUACAUGGGGAUCCCAAGAAGGUGCUCCAUCCAACAGACAGUUAUGGCCAGUUCUGUGGUCAGAAGGGGACUUCUAAUGGGAAGAAACCCAUGCUAUUCUAUUUCAACAUCUUGAGAUGUGCCAACCCAUCUGUACUCAUCAACCUACAGUGCCCUACAACUCAGAUGUGUGUGUCACAGUGUCCUGACAGGUUUGCCACCUAUACUGAGAUGCAGCUGCAGAACAAAUUCAGCAAGAGUUACUGGGAAUACUACAGACAGUUCUGUAAGCCUGGAUUUAACAACCCUGACAAGCCAGUAUCUCAGGUUCUACGAGAUGAGGACUGCCCCUCCAUGAUUGUGCCUAGUAGAUCAUUUUUCCAGAGAUGUCUCCCAGACUUCAUCAUUCUGAAUGGGACUGUGACUGUAGCUAACAGAACCAGCUUUAAGGAUGCUUUGGAAAUGGCACACAGUGUUGCUGAACUCCAACAUGCUGCCAAGGGUAUAAAAGGACUACUGGACACUAAGGAGCUGGGCCUGAAGAUAGUGGAAGAUUAUGCCAAGUCAUGGGCAUGGAUACUCAUAGGUCUGCUGAUAUCAUUGGCUGUUUGUCUGGUCUUCAUUCUGCUGCUGAGGUUUACAGCUGGAUUGCUGUUGUGGACUACCAUCAUCACUGUCAUACUGCUGUUGGCAUACGGUAUGUGGUACUGUUUCAUGGAGCUGGCCCAGCUGAGACACACACCAGGCUCUGAAGUUGCCAUUGUAGAGGUUGGCCUGCAGACUGACCUGCAGGUCUAUCUACAGCUUACACAGACGUGGAUCAUAUUAUUGGUGUCUCUGGGAGUGGCAGAAGCUUCCAUCUUUUUGAUGUUGAUCUUCUUAAGGAAAAGAGUGCGAGUGGCAAUCGCCCUGCUCAGAGAGGCCAGCAAAGCAAUCGGACACAUCAUGUCCACACUGUUCUUUCCAGUCAUUACUUUUCUCUUGUUGGCUGUUUGCAUCUCCUACUGGGCGGUUACUGCUGUUCAUCUAGCAUCCUCAGGUGAAGCGAUCUACAAAGUGAUGUCUCCUGAUGUGAGCUGCCCCUAUGUCAACAGUACCUGCAACCCCAAGACCUUCAACAAAACCAACAUCUCCAAAUCGGCAUUAUGUCUGGAUUCUCAGUGUCUGUUUGCCUUCUAUGGUGGAGAGACAUCCUACCACCGCUACCUCUUCCUGCUGCAGCUGUUCAACCUACUGGUUUUCUUCUGGCUGGUCAACUUUAGCUUGGCUCUGGAGCAGUGCACCCUUGCUGGGACAUUUGCUAGCUACUACUGGGCCAGGAGAAAGCCUCAGGAUAUUCCACUAUGUCCACUCUUUUCAUCAUUCAGCAGGACUGUCAGGUAUCACACAGGGUCUUUGGCAUUUGGAGCUCUAAUUCUUUCAGUUGCCCAACUGGUCCAGAUCAUCCUGGAAUACCUGGAGCAGAAACUGAAAGGUGUUGACAACAGCCUGUCAAGGUUCAUAAUGCACUGCCUGAAAUGCUGUUUCUGGUGUUUGGAGAAAUUCUUACGCUACAUGAACCGUAAUGCUUAUAUCAUGGUGGCAAUCUAUGGCAAAAACUUUUGUACUUCAGCCAGAGAAGCCUUCUUCCUACUGAUGAGGAAUAUGGUCAGGGUUGCCAUUCUGGACAGUGUGACAGACUUUCUGUUGUUUCUGGGCAAAGUGCUGAUAGCAGGAGGAGUUGGUGUGGUUGUAUUCUUCUUCUUAAAUAGGAAGAUACCUGUUUUCCAGGAGGAAGUGCCUAAUCUGAACUACUACUGGGUUCCCCUGCUGACGGUGGUGAUAUGUGCCUACCUGAUUGCUCAUGGUUUCUUCAAUGUCUAUGCCAUGUGUGUUGACACACUCUUCCUCUGCUUCUGUGAUGACUUGGAGAGGCAUGAUGGGAGUUCAGAAAAACCCUUCCUCAUGUCCCCAGAGCUGCACAGAAUUUUGGGAAAAUCCAGUCAGUUGCAUUGAUAUCUAUCCACUGCAUCAGCAGCCAGUCUGGUCAGUCUUUAUCAAUCAUUUCUGCAGAAACAUCAGCAGGUGAAGUCCCUGAACACUGAACAAACAUGAGACUACAGAAGGACAAAGAUCUGUGCAACACUGUUACAGGGUCUGAUCUUUGUGGAGUCCCUUUUUUAUGCUGGUGUCAUGUUAGCCCUUGAACUUCAGGGGCUCAGGCUCAACUGCUAAACAUGUGUCCAAAGUGUCACCAAUAUUUAGUCCCUCCAAUGAGUAAGUGAGAAGAGCAUUGUUUCGUAUUGAGAUUCAGUACUGUAUUUGAAACUGCUUCCUCUGAACUUUUAAUUGUAUGUGUUGUGUGUUUUGAAUGAAUGUUCAAAAAACUUUUUUGCAUAAACUUCAGAGUGUGUGUAAAUCAUUGUAGAUGGAAGUGAGUGUGGCCUGAACAAAUGGAUUCACCUGAGACCAAAAAAGGACACAAACAUGUUGGUGUCUACACCUCACAGCCCAGUGCAGUGUGGAACUAGAGGUUCAGCCACAAGACCAAUGUGCUUGUUACAUAUUAAAACCUCACAUAUACUAUACAUAUGUAUACUAUCAAAUAUUAAUAUAUACUUUCAACAUAUUGUACCACAAUAGCCAGAAUUAUAACUAUAAUAUUAUUACUUUCAUUAAUGUUGUUGUAAACUACUGUCAUUACCGUCUGUCCUGCAUCUCUCUCUGUCUCUGUCUUUGUCUCUCUUUCUGUCUCAUUGUGUCAUUAGGAUUACUGAUAUUAUUGUGCUGAUCUGUUGUGUGCGACAUCUAUUGCACGUCUGUCCGUCCUGGAAGAGGGAUCCCUCCUCAGUUGCUCUUCUUCUACCAUUUCUACCGUUUCUACCAUUUUUCCCCCCGUUAAAGGGUUUGUUUUCCCUUAUCCACUGCGAGGGUCCUAAGGACAGAGGGAUGUCAUAUGCUGUAAAGCCCUGUGAGGCUAAUUGUGAUUUGUGAUAUUGGGCUUUAUAAAUAAAAUUGAUUGAUUGAUUGAUUGACAAUA
Epinephelus fuscoguttatus (brown-marbled grouper) is the source of this 3225-nucleotide messenger RNA. RefSeq names its product choline transporter-like protein 5-A. Lineage: Eukaryota; Metazoa; Chordata; Actinopteri; Perciformes; Serranidae. The record is from RefSeq and is a predicted model, not a curated record. The transcript has 22 exons. Gene Ontology annotation, molecular function: transmembrane transporter activity. The coding region runs from base 12 to 2201 and encodes 729 amino acids. Gene Ontology annotation, cellular component: membrane. Gene Ontology annotation, biological process: transmembrane transport.